This is a messenger RNA of Ogataea polymorpha, 2298 nucleotides long. RefSeq lists its product as uncharacterized. Bases 928 to 2151 code for a protein of 407 amino acids. Lineage: Eukaryota; Fungi; Ascomycota; Pichiomycetes; Pichiales; Pichiaceae. The record is from RefSeq and is a predicted model, not a curated record. Gene Ontology annotation, biological process: fungal-type cell wall organization. Gene Ontology annotation, cellular component: fungal-type cell wall; cell surface. The transcript is spliced from 2 exons.
CUGACCUUAUGAGCACAUUCCCGAGGCUCAAUUUAUUCGUUGGAGUCCAGCUCAGAGUUACAAGAAAUACUUGAUUUUAACUAUGACAGCCACCUUCUAUCUAAUCUUUGCAAAUUUUGAUAUCCUUCUACGGAUCCAUCAAAACUCAGUCAAAAUAAAGAGGAAGGUGUCUCCACAAAAUUCGACUGAGCUACUGCAAUCCUGUCACCAAAAUCUGGGCAUUAAAUUUUUGAUCUUUUGUUUUGUGUGGAGACAAACAAGUCUAAUUUGAACAGUUUACUGAAAAGUCAACAGGUUGGAGAUUAUACAGAGUUGACAAAUAUUACUCCGAUCUAACUGUCAACAUAUAUUGUGCCGGUCCUAAGCUGGGAUUUUUAGCGUUUUCGACUUAAGUUAUCAGCAACCCGCAUUACUAAAAUUUGGAAACAAUCUCAUCUACUGCAAUAGCUUAAAGUGCACGUAAAGCCUUUGAUAUUGUUUAUUAUCUACUUAGCUCCAACCAAAUUUAUAUGGUGCAGAAAAUAAGAGGCUUGCCAUUACCAAUUAUAAGGAGUGCUUGGUUGUUUUUUAUCCGAAAAUGUUUGGGGCUAUUGUGUGCGUGGAAAUUUUCGGAAAACAUAAUUCUACAUCAGGAAACUGCAAGUUCAAAAUAGGUCUCAUGCGAAGCAUGUGGCGAAGCUGCGUGGUUUAAUUCGUCCAUAAUUCGGCGCACUUUAAAACAGGUUGAAAUCCUAUAUUUAUAUUUACAAGUUCAAACUUUCUCUCCUUUAAAACAAUCAAGAGCUAUUAACUAUUAAGAUUACACGGUCAUUUUUCCAACUACUUACAUUCCUUAUCUUGCUGUUAUAGUGCCCGUUUGAAAACCUAAAGGAUAUCCAAUAGUUCGUUUUAUUCAGUUCAUUUGAAAAUCGUAAGCUGAGUUCCAAAAUGAAAAUUACUACUUCAACAUUGUUAGCCAUAAGUGCCACGCUAAUAAAAUCAGCUCAUGCUGCUCCAGCACCAAAAGCUGGAGAUGUUGCCAACACAGAAGAUUGCACCACGACUGCUAAAAGCUACCAUGCUCAUCAUCAGCACAAACGAGCUGUUGCCUAUGAUUAUGUUUACGUUACUGUCACUGUUGACUCGGCUGGGAACACCGUGUCUCCAACAGUUGAAGCAUCGCUUGAAAGCAAAGAUAUUGACCCAGCAACAUCUGCCUCAUCUUCGAGCUCUUCAUCAUCCUAUUCCUCAACCACUGAUGGCUCUGUCAGCACCAGCUCGUCUUCUACCUCGAGCACCAGCUCGUCUUCAAGUACUUCGAGCUCCUCUUCCGGAUCCUCUAGUGGCAUAAGUGGCGAUCUAUCUGCCUUCUCAGAUCCAACUGAAAAAUUUGAGGAUGGAACUAUCUCUUGCUCUAGUUUCCCAUCUGGUCAAGGUGUGAUCGCAUUGGACUGGCUUGGAUUUGGUGGAUGGUCUGGUAUUUAUCAUCCAUCUGACACUUCCACAGGUGGUUCAUGUACUGAAGGCUCCUACUGCUCGUAUGCAUGCCAACCAGGUAUGUCUAAAACCCAGUGGCCUUCUGAUCAACCAUCUGACGGAAAAUCUGUUGGUGGUCUUCAAUGUAAGGAAGGUAAACUUUACAGAAGCAAUCAAAAUUCAGAUUACCUAUGUGAAUGGGGUGAAGACUCUGCUAGAGUUGUUUCCAAACUUGACGAGUCUGUUGCUAUUUGCAGAACUGAUUAUCCGGGAACUGAAAACAUGGUGAUUCCAACUGUGGUCGAAGCAGGCGGCGAGAACAUUUUGACAGUGGUUGACCAAGAUACAUACUAUCAAUGGCAGGGCAAAAAGACGUCUGCUCAAUACUAUGUUAACAAUGCUGGUGUGUCAUACGAAGACGGUUGUAUCUGGAGCGAAGCUGGAACCACUGUCGGAAACUGGGCACCUUUGAACUUUGGUGCAGGAUACACAAAUGGUAUAUCUUACUUGUCACUGAUUCCUAAUCCGAACAACCUCGAGGCUGCCAAUUUCAACGUGGAGAUUGUUGCUUAUGAUGACGACAGUGUGGUUACCGGAGAAUGCUAUUAUGAGAAUGGCUCCUAUAAUGGAGAUGGAAGUGACGGAUGCACAGUUUCCGUUACCAAGGGUAAAGCCAAGUUUGUCCUUUACAACUAAACUUGAUUGCCCUUGUCUUCAAUUCUUGAAACAUUUCGCUUAGCCGUUUUGUUGAAUAGCAAGGCGCUUGAAUUUCAAAUUUCCUCAGAUGUGUGUUUACGUUUCUUAGAACAUUAAAAUUGUAAUAUUGAAAUAUAUUGUGUGUGU